AUGGCACGCCUAAGCUACCUCCUUCUGGCCUCGACCUCCCUCCUGCUGAAUAACGUAGCCUCCACCAGCGCCCUAUCCUCCGUACUCGACCUAACUCCAGAUAAUUUCGAAAAAGUUGCCCUCAAAUCAGGCAAACCGGGUCUAGUCGAAUUCUUCGCCCCUUGGUGCGGGCACUGCAAAAAUCUGGCCCCAAUCUACGAGGAGCUGGCGGCAGACUUCUCCUUCGCUAGCGACAAGCUACAUAUUAGCAAAGUCGAUGCGGAUGAACAUAGGGAACUAGGCAAGAAGUUUGGCGUCCAGGGCUUCCCAACACUGAAGUGGUUUGAUGGGAAGAGUGACAAGCCCGAGGAGUAUAAUGGCGCGCGGGACUUAGAGAGCCUGUCCAAGUUCGUGACGGAGAAGACGGGAGUUAGGCCAAAGGGUGCGCUGAAGGUGGCCAGCAAUGUCCUGAUGUUGACUGAUGCGACAUUUUCCAAAGUCAUUGGAGGGGAGAACGACGUUUUAGUCGCAUUUACGGCGCCGUGGUGUGGGCAUUGCAAGGCGCUGGCUCCAAUCUGGGAGAAGCUCGCGAACGAUUUUCAACUCGAGCCCCACGUCACAAUCGCCAAAGUUGACGCUGAUGCUGAAAACUCCAGGAGAACUGCUGAAUUGUUCGAUAUCAGAUCAUACCCAACUAUUAAAUUCUUCCCCCGUGGCUCCAAUGAUCCAGUAGACUACGCUGGCGGCCGCUCCGAAGAAGAUUUCGUUGUAUACCUGAACGAGAAGUCCGGAACUCAUCGUGUUGUUGGCGGCGGGCUGGAUCGGGAAGCUGGCACAAUUGAAAUCCUGGAUGACAUCGUUGCCAAAUACGUUACUGGUAGCGAGAAGAGCAUUUCCAGGCUCAUGCGUGAAGUUAAGGCCGCGUCGAAGGAAUUGGAGGGACGAUAUGCGCCGUACUACUUCAAGGUGUUAGGGAAGUUGAUUGAGAAUAAAGGAUAUGUGGCGAAGGAGUUGUCAAGGUUAGAGAGGAUUGUGACCAAGGGCGGCCUGGCACCGGAGAAGCUGGAUGAUUUGGUGUCGAGGAGUAAUAUUCUGCGGAGGUUUACUAAGGAAAAGGAGGAGCCAAAGGCGAAAGAUGAGCUGUGA
Histoplasma mississippiense is the source of this 1125-nucleotide messenger RNA. RefSeq names its product protein disulfide-isomerase tigA precursor. Gene Ontology annotation, molecular function: protein disulfide isomerase activity; protein-disulfide reductase activity. The transcript is spliced from 2 exons. Gene Ontology annotation, cellular component: endoplasmic reticulum lumen; endoplasmic reticulum. NCBI's taxonomy places the organism in Eukaryota, Fungi, Ascomycota, Eurotiomycetes, Onygenales, Ajellomycetaceae. The coding region runs from base 1 to 1125 and encodes 374 amino acids. The record is from RefSeq and is a predicted model, not a curated record. Gene Ontology annotation, biological process: response to endoplasmic reticulum stress.